GCGGUGACUGCUCUGGCGUUUUUUGGCGCAAGUAGUCGUUUGUAGGCGAUUGUGGUGGUCAUGUUUCUGGCUUUUGUGCGGCGAAGAAGCACUGCCCAGCGGUAGAGAAGAGCGUUCGCCCGGAAAAUGCAGGUAGCCUCCGGAUGAGCCAAACGCAGAGCCACCAGCAACUUAGUGUUUAGUGUUGUGUCGUGCGAUCCGGUGCGAGUGAGCUGUUCCGGUCGGUGCGUGUGGAUACCGGUUUGGUGCGGGCACAACAACUGGUGUAAGUGUUUCCGGUUCGAGCCAGCAGCCGCCGCCGCCGAGGCCGCACGUCGAAGUACGGGGGCCGCCGUGGAAAGCGUACGGGAGCAGUUGCGGGCGGGCAGGAAGCAGUUUCGCAGAGAUCGUCGCACCCGCAGCGGGGCCGAAGGACUUCCAAAGUGUAUCAUCACCGUGCAGGACACCAGCGUCGACGUCGGCGUCGGGGCAGGAGGAGAGGACACGGCAGUGGCAACGGCAACGCAGGAAGGCGGCGCCGGAAGUGGCAACCGACCCCGGAGAAGGUGGAGACGGUGCAAGCUGGCGACGGGGGCGAGACGCGGUGCGAACCAAACUACUAUGCUCAAGUAUCUGACGCACAAGCUUCGCACGCAAUCAAUCAACGAUGAGAAUCAUGCCAACGAGAAGAUUGACGGCCAUGACUCGGGCACCGAGUCGGACGGCGACCUGGAGCAGGAGGACGACCUGAUACAGGAGCACGAGAUGGAGCUAAGCUUAAGCUCCCGGCAGGACACCGCCUCGCCGACCGAUACGGCCUGUUCCUCCGAAUCGCCCGCCUUUCUGGGACCCUCCUCGUCGCACCUGCUGUUGUACGACCAGAACAGCUCCGAGGAGGAGCUGGAAGUGAUCAACGGUGGAGCGGGCAGUUGUGAUAUCGAAGUUGGCAGUGUCAGCGGAGUGCCCAGCCGGAUAGGAGACGCAAAUGGGGGCGGUGUGAUCCACGGUGGUAUCGGUAUCGCGGUCAUCGAUCCACACGGCGGAACCGGUGUGGACGAGGAUGAUGACGAAGACGAUCGGACCGAGGAGAUCCUCGCGGAUGGUGACGAUGACGAGGAGCCAGAUGAAGAGGAGGAGGAGGAAGAUGAUGAAGAAGAGGAGGACGACUACCGAGAGGCACCAGGGACGGCGAGCAGGAGCACACCGACGGCGAUGGCAACGGCAACGACAAUCAUCGGAAGUGCCGUCGGUGCCAUGGACACGAGCAGCAGCAACAGUAGCAGCACCAUUCGCGGCCAGUUUGUGCCGGUGGGUGGCGGUGCGGCGGGUGACGAGGUGUCACAGGAAGGAAUGUUUGACCGCAGCGAGUCGGUGGAUGAUUUCUCCGACGAGCUGUCCGCUUUGACGGGGAAGGUUUCGAGUGUACCGGCAGCGGUGAGCAAGUUGAAUUCGGCCACCGGCAAACGGUUCACCAGUGUGGGCAGUUUGCUUGAGAAACGGAAACGCUCACUGGCGCACAAUUCGGAUGAUGAGGUUCGCUACCUUCUCGAGCAGCAACAGCAGCUGCAGACUCCACUGCAAGCCCAUCAUCAGCAUUCACAUCAACAUCACCACCAUCAUCAUCAUCAUACGGCGCUGCGGCAACAGCACCCGCACCAGCCGGAACAGCACCCGGAGGAUGCGCUACUCUCAGCGCCAGUCAAUUUCCGCACGUCACCACCUCUAGAAGCUUUAAAACCACACCGUGGCCAUAUUAUACAACGCUCGACGACUCCGCUAGUACUGAUCGAGGGUGGCGGAGCAACGGGUGUUAGUACCACCGGCGGAACCGGACUGCUGCUGUCGGCCGGCGCCGGUAACAGUGGAUUCUACGGAACCGGCAGUGGCGUUGGUGGUGGUGGUAUCGGCGGCGUCGGUGGCCUUCGAUUCGGUCUCGGCCGACGCCCCAUUGGCUGUGAUAGUCCUUUGUCCGCUGCUGCUGCGGGCCACCGGAACAGCACCAAUCAACCAACACACGGUGGCUGCAGCGGCUCGGCGGGAUCCGGUCUUAGUACAACCACAUCCGCACAACAUCGCACAUCAUCAUCCUCGACGGCGUCGUCAUCCCUGUCAUCAUCGUCGUCGCUGGCACGGCUCGGUGGAGGCGCUGGUGGAACCACCGGUAGUCCCUCGCUUGACGUGUGCAGCUCUUCCUCCCUCGUAACCAACAUGGACGUCAGCCGAUCCGUGAGUCCGCCGGCCAAAAUGUUCCACUGUGCCGUUUCACCCCGGCGGCGACAACCUCGCCACCACCAGCAGCAUCAGCGACUGCAGCGACCCCACAGGCCGUGUUUAGAUUUCGAUAAAAUGCAACAGCUCAAAGCCCGUUCCGUGACAACCUGGCGCCACAGUAACGAACAUUCGGGUGAGCUGUCCGUUUUCUGCUGGUGAUGAUGAGUAAACCUGGCGCCGUCGUAUGGUGGCUAUCGUCAUCCAUUAUUGCGUAGGGCGCCCCUCGAGCAACAACUUCGAGCGUCGUUAGUGUUGAUGGCGGAUGCAUUUUUUAGACAAAAAGCCAUCGUCACCAAAACUACGUGCAUCACCGCUGCAGCAUCAGUGGAGUACUGCUUCUCGAGGGAAGGGCCCACCAGAGCCCGCAGACGCGCGCGAUGGCUGUGCGUGGCAUUUUAAUGAUUUGCCAUUGAAACAAAAAAGAAUCAGGAGAGGGAUGAAGUUACGACUGCAGGGUCGCAUUUUUUCGAAGUUUGUUCGUUAGUGAUCAGUGAGAUCGUUGCACUGGAAGCAGCACGGAGACAUAGUACAAGAGUUUGUUCGUAGGCCACAGACAACCAGCUUUGGGCAGGAGACCGACAAAUGGGUGAGGCAGGGCGAGGGAACGUUAUCAUCUUCAUGGCGCGUUCCAUACUACGCGACACGCUGCCUCUCCUGGGGGUUUGCGUGGCCGAAUAGUUUUGUUAGCGGAGGGCGCGGGACGGACGCCCUCGCAGUUUACGGUUAAUCCAAUCCAAUAUGUGUGUUUGUGUGUUUCGUUUUUGAUUUUAAUUUUUAGUUUUAUUAUUAUCCUACUCUUAAUGACAUUUUCAAAGCAAUUUUGUGAUUUAAUCGUUAGCAAUGGUACCAUGUAUUAAGUUUGAAGUUUGAACGUUUGUUUUCUCAACAUAACAACCUCCUCCCUCCUCCUCCGGGGAUCAAUCUGGAGUGUAUGUUUUUUGGGCCGCAUGGUAUGCGACCUGCAUAGAGUUGCAUAUGUGUCCGUUUGUGGAGGGGUGGAGGAACGAGGGGCGCAAUUUGUUGACCGCCACAUUUUGGUGGAUGUGUUAAUGUGUGUGUUAGGACUGGAAGGAAUAAAAUUUCACCAGAGCGAAUGACGAUGUUUUUCGAUGCUAGUUCUUCUCAGGGACAACACAAACAAACACGAGCGCGUGCAAGCGCGCGUACAGACAAACACACACACACGCACACAUAACAAACUUAAAGGGAAAAUCCUUAGCGGAGUGGCAAUAAUAAGGCGGGCAAAAACAAUGGCAAGUUGUUAAGCGGGUGAUGUUAGCUAUCACAGCAGCUACCAAAGAGAUCCGCGGAGAAUGAGGCGGUACCGAACAGAGCACCUGGUUUGGACACGAAGCAGAAUCAUAGUUCAACUAAGACUGGCGAGAUGGGAUGGGAAAUAAUUUCCGAUUUUGGCUCGCCAUUGGAAAUCCAAAAAACAACUCAAGCUCUGCCAUGUCACAUCCAACUACCAUUAGGAAACUGCAGGUCUUAAGUAGGUCCAACAUCAAUCAAUAGUGAGGUGAGGGAAUAUAAAUAAUACCGAAUAACAUAAAAGCAUCAAUCAACUAACGCUAAGAAACGGUCAAACGGUCGGCACCCUUUAGGACAAAUCUUACUGAAACAAACAAAUUGUGUUCGCCGAUCUGUCACUGACUGUCUGCUAGAUGCAAAUGAACCUGAAACAAACAAACAAAACUCCACACUCUCGGCCAGCUCUCAGUAAGUGCGUAGCGAAUGUGUGUAGGGUUAACUGUAGAACGUUUAAGCAAACCGAGAAGAAUAAACCAACACACAGGAGUACUAAAGAAAAAAACUGAACAACACUUAAAACGCAGUUAAACCACGUCAAUAAUAAUCACCAGCAUUUAAUAACUUACACGACAACAACAACAAGCCAUAUUACUGCCGUGAAAGAACGCAAAAAAACAACUAACACCUAGGAUCGUCGGGUUGCCCCGAGCAACCAGGUCCUGUAGGGAACCGUCAUGGGCCGUACAUUCGUUUGUAUACAUAUGUGUGUGUGUGUGUGUUGUUAUUUAAGUAAUUAUGAUAAUCGUUGUGUUUCCUGUUUCCGUUUGCUAGCGAACAAAUUCGAUUACAAAAACAAAAUCACGUCGAAUAAGCAGAGAAAGAGAGAGAAAGAGAAAAUGAAAAAGAGAUGAAAUGACACUGUUUAAGGAAAGCCAAUUUGAAAUGCGUGUCUGUUGGAACCACAAAUCGUAGUAGACAUGGCCAGAAGAGGUGACGUAAUAGUACAGAUUGCCUGACAACCACACACACACACGACAGUUAGCGAAAGGAUAUCAAAUUAGCAUUUUACAAUAAGUACUACGUACCCAUAAACAACAGUAGAAAAUAUGUUUUACCGACAUUAAGAGAAAAGAAAAGAAAAAAAGUACUAAAGCCGAAUACAAAAACACAACACUCUAGCAAUAUACAAAAUAGACAACACAAUUGGUAAUGAAGCAAACCGAAAGCGAAGACGUUUGGGAUAACGGAAAGAAAAUGGAAAAUGUUUCUUGUGUGACCUCUUGUGUUGAUUAAAAGGGAGCGAAACAGUGUGGUUUAGAGGAUGCGUGGCGUAGGAAAAGUACACGAUUUUUUGGGGGAAUAUUGCAUUCCCCGAGUAGCGCGGGACGUAAACGAUCCGAUACAUGCAGAAUCAUUCAUAUCGAUUGAAGGUUUGGAAUCUUAUUUAAUUUUCUUCAUUUUCUCCAAAAGCGACCACCGGGAACAAAAUAGAAAAGCGGCAAGCAGAAGGAAAUUUCCCAAUUUUCUCAUAUGAUGAUUAGUGCCAACCGAGGAGUAGUGGGACAAAAAUGUUUGCGAUGUGUACGAUGUAACGUUUGGUAGGGAACAUUUGGGUACUGAUAUGUGUGUCAUUGGUUUUUAGCGGUUGUGUAGCAGCGGAAGAAUAAACCAAUUUGAUUUAUUGUACAAUGAAUAGGUCGUUUGAGACUUCCGCCACAAGACUCAGUGUAAAAUCGAUGGAGAUGGAAAAGGGUAUACAGAUAGAGGGGAUUGCGAACGGUUAUAGUUUCUCUGAACUUUUAACCUCCUGGAGAAUGUCAAGCGAAAGCAAACCCUUACAUACGACAGCAUAAUCAUAGCGAAAGCAUUGUGAUGGAACUCGUACCUUGUGCGAAGUAACCAGAACCUGAUUAGAGGGACAAUGAUUAUAAGCUGGGUGGUAGUGCUGACAGCAAAUGGUAGACAGUCUGUGUGGUUUUACAAAUUUGUAUCAUAUAAGUAACGGAUAAUGCAAACAAGCAAACAAGCAAACAAACAAACAAACAAACAAAUAACAAAAUAAUUAUAAAAAAUCUAGGAAAGCAUAGAAUACCGAAUACUUCACGACGACGCAGACGUAAACGAAAACGAUGAUCGUUAAACGAGGGAGAGCUUUGUCGGCCAUCAACCCCGACGUAACAUGGUAAAGGUGUAAAAGAACGAGAAGAUAUAAGCUAUGUAUCCUUGAUGCACGGGAAAUGUAAACACUAGCAGAAGAAAUGGGAAACACCUACAGAGGACACAGGACGGAACAUUAUGGACAUAUACAGUGGUGAAAUCAUGAUAGAAAAAAAACACACAGACACACACACACAAAUACACUCAUACUUACGAAACAUAUACAGACACUCUCACCGGAAACCAACACAUGAAAAUAACAAAUUAAGCGUAAGUAAGUUAAGUAGAGAACAAAUAAUUAAUUAUUGAUAGUAAGAGGGGAUGAUAGCCUCGAAGGCGCGAGCUCCUCUCCACGGUGGUCGUCAAUGCAUGGAAGGGAACGAACGAGAAGAUCAUAUUGAUGAAAGGGAAAAUGGUACAGUGGAAAAUGCUAAUCAAAUCGAAUACAAACAGAAACACAAUCGCACACAUUAGCCUGUUUAGGUGCAGGACGUUAUAAGUGGGAGAUCAUGUAGACCGGAUGUAUCUUUGUCCGUUGGAUUCAUUUUCCCAGUUUUGCUCCAGAGGGAAUUUGGGGAAAAGUAAGAGAUUAAAUUCUAACAAACCAACCGGAAUGAAUCGUGCAACAGUAAACGACCGGUGGGGGAAGUUGGGCACGAUUCACCUUGGUGGUAACUUUCAACAAUGAACUGAAACCCGUCUCUCGAUUAGAAAAAGCCCCAAAGGGUGGAAUGGAAAAGGGUACGUUAGAAAAUCAUUCUUCGGAGCGCUGUGUAAAUAUAUAAAAUUGAGAGGAUAAAAGUAGUUGUGGGAGCCGUAUCCGCAACGUUGGACGGUGGAAACAAAAAAAAACAAUGUGCAUUUUGAAAUGAAUUUUUGUAGUUUUUCACACGAAGCAGAAAAGGGAAAAAUAAACACACGCACGCCCAGGGCUAACCCGGGAGGGUUCUACGUGGCAUAUAUAUAAAUGUGUGUGUGUGUAUAAUACAAACUAAAGUAAAGUAAACAGUCACUAAAAAUUGGACAAUUUGAAAUGAUUGGUUCCGCUGUCCGAAGAGCCAAUUUAGAGUGUGUAAUAAUGAAAAGAAGACACACGAUUAUUGUUUGCGUGCUCCAUUCGGUUUGGUUUGACUCGGUUUGGGCAACGGAUUAGGCGUGAUUAGCCAAACGGUUUUGGUAGUUGGUAGCUUGUGGUAAAAUGUGCAAAAAUAAUACCGGUGACAAAAACUCAACACUCGAGGUCGGUACCUACUCUGUGGCACAGCACACACACAAAAUAUGCGAAUUUAAUUGGUAUCCUCAUCUCAAAGGAAUAGUGAUAUAAAUAUGUUUUUUUGUUUGUUAAGAAUCGUGCAUUGGAAAUGAUGCAAUUUAAGUUUUUCAAAAUUUAGUUACGAGUAAUUUGCUGAUGAACGUUAUCUCUCUCUCCAUCUCGGUUUAAAAGACACAAUCCAACGUAGAGGAUGUGAGGCAAGUAAAAUGUGCCCCACACAAUACGAGGUCACAUAAGUCGAGCAUAGACCAACCCCGUGCGGAAAAGUGGAACUGCAUGUCAAGGAUUGAAGUAAAAUAAGAAAAAUCGAAAGAGAGAAAGUAAAAGCGGGAGAGAAUUGGAGAACCAUCUGCAACAAAUAGUAGCGCAACAAAAAUGAAGCAAAAACAAAAAUAAAACAAACAUAAA
This is a messenger RNA of Anopheles coustani, 7339 nucleotides long. RefSeq lists its product as uncharacterized. NCBI's taxonomy places the organism in Eukaryota, Metazoa, Arthropoda, Insecta, Diptera, Culicidae. Bases 601 to 2409 code for a protein of 602 amino acids. The transcript has 6 exons. The record is from RefSeq and is a predicted model, not a curated record.